Molecule: messenger RNA, 738 nt
Organism: Papaver somniferum (opium poppy)
Lineage: Eukaryota; Viridiplantae; Streptophyta; Magnoliopsida; Ranunculales; Papaveraceae
Exons: 1
Coding region: 1-738 (245 amino acids)
Source: RefSeq, a predicted model, not a curated record
AUGACCUCAAAAGAGAGGUAUUUGGGAUCUCCACUUAUUCUUGGGAAUUCUAAACAAGAAGCUUUCAAGUCUAUUGAAGAUAAUUUCAAUAACAGGUUGUCUACUUGGUCUUCUACUUCUCUCUCUCAAUCAGGUAGAUCUACAAUGAUCAAGCAUGUUCUUAAUUCUCUACCUGUUUAUCAAAUGAGAUCUUUCAAGUUACCUGAUCAUCUCAUGAAGAAAUUAACAACCAUUCAAAGAAAGUUUUUUUGGGGUCACUCUUCCAAUAGAGGUUUUAAUCUUGUCUCUUAUUCCAAACUUUGGAAGUCAAAGGAUCAUGUGGGCCUUGCUUUCAGAGACAUGGAAAAACUUAACCUGGCUUUACUCACUAAACUGUCUUGGAGGGUUUGCACUAAAGAGGAUCAACUUUGUACUCAAAUUUUAGGGAGUAAAUACUUCAAAUAUGGUAAUAUUCUUCAUCGCAGAAUUGAAGCUAUAAAUUUCUCUUACAUGUGUAAUGGCAUCACCAAAGGCCUUAAAAUCAUUCAAAAUAACUACUUCAUGGAAGUUAACAAUGGUAGGAAAACUAAUAUAUGGAAGGACAAGUGGGUUCCAAGGUUGAAUCAUCCUCCCAUCCCUUUGAAUGAUAUGCACAGGUUCUAUGAAAGUGUGGAUGAGUUAAUCAACUCAGAUACAAAUUCUUGGAAUGUGGACCUCUUAAAUACUUUAUUUGAUGCUAUUACUUCUAGUCAAAUUUAG